AUGAAGGAAGAAAUUAAUGCUGCACUUGAUUUACUUGUAUCUUAUGCUUUACGUUUUGGUUCAAUAAAAGAAGAACGUAUUGAAAAAUUUCGUACACAUCUUCAAAAAGUUUUACUUGAACGUUACCAAGGCCAUUGGUAUCCUGACAAACCUGUCAAAGGACAAGCUUAUCGUUCAUUAGAAUUUAAUAAAGAAAAUGGUUAUCGUGAUGCUAUUGUUUCUCAAACAUGUAAUGAUUUGGGAUUUGCACCUAAUCUACUCGGUAUACAACAUGACAUAACAUUAUGGAUUGAUCCAUAUGAAGUAACUAUUAGACUUGGAAAUCAUGCAUCACCAAAAGAAAAUCAACAAUUAUUAGUUGCACGUUUUGAUAGAGAAGGAAAUGAACUAGUCAAAAAUGAUCUCGAUACAUUAUUUACCCAAAGUCGUAUACCCAUGGUUACGAUAAAUACAUUACGAUUAUCACCAACAAGUAGUUCAUCAUGUGAUUCAGCUAGCUGUUCUGGUUCAACAACACCACAACGUACAUCAUCACCAUCGUUGAAUGGACAACCAUCAAUAGUAGUACCACCAACAACAACAAUGUAUCGUAAUGCUCCAUUAUUUACUCCACCACGAGCAUUAUCACCACAAGCACCAACAUUUCAUAUGAUGCCAUCAGCACCUAUUCAAGUACCAGUUAAAUAUGAACAAAAUUAUUCAUCACAUAAUAAUACUGAAUCCGUAUCAUGUGAAGGUUCACCACUUGAUGGAAAUCAUAUUCAACCAGAUCGUUCGGAUACUCCACAUUCAAUGCAUAGUACAACAUCAAAUGAAUCAUCUGAUAGUGGCUAUUGUGGUUAUGUUGAAAGUUUUCCAUAUUAUUAUAAACUUAAUCGUUUAUAUAAAGCAUUAGCCAUACAAAAAGUUUCAAUAAAUUCAAAUCCAAUGGGAGGUAAAGUUGCAAAUAAUGCAACGGUGACACAUCAUCAUCAUCAACGUCGUACACCACAUCAUCAUCAACAACAACAACAUUAUUAUCAACAACAACAACAACAACAAUAUAAUAAUAUCAUUCCAUCCUCAUCAUCAUUAUCUACUUCUCCUCCAACACCAACUCCAAUGAAUAUAAAUCAAUUUGCAUCUUUUUAUAAUCAACAAUCAACAUACCUUCCAAUGCCAACAACAGUCGCUGAUAGUCGAAAAUCUAAGUAUUAA
Messenger RNA from Adineta steineri, 1197 nucleotides. Lineage: Eukaryota; Metazoa; Rotifera; Eurotatoria; Adinetida; Adinetidae. The record is from the annotation of a GenBank genome assembly.